GGGACUCCCAGGCUGUGACGUGUGUUGCCAUGGUGACGCCCAGACGGCGUCUCGUGGUGGGAGGAGGGAGCGAAAGCAGGAAUGAAAACAAAUAUGGCGGAGAGGAGCAAGACGGCAGAGACGGGUAGCGACAUAGGGAUAGAUGAAAUAAUCACAGGAAACUUAAGCAAAUACACUGCUGUUCCACCGGGUUAUUAUGGACAACCAAGAAAAGGACAUCUUAUAUUUGAUGCCUGCUUUGAAAGUGGUAACCUUGGACGUGUGGAUCAUAUUACUGAAUUUGAAUUUGACCUGUUCAUCAGGCCAGACACAUGCAAUCCUCGUUUUCGAGUCUGGUUCAAUUUCACAGUUGAAAAUGUGAAAGAAUCUCAGCGGGUCAUUUUCAACAUUGUCAACUUUAGUAAAACAAAAAGCCUCUACCGGGAUGGAAUGGCCCCAAUGGUAAAAUCCACAAGCAGGCCUAAAUGGCAAAGGCUGCCACCCAAAAAUGUGUAUUACUACCGCUGCCCUGAUCACAGGAAGAACUACGUUAUGUCAUUUGCUUUCUGCUUUGACCGAGAGGAUGACGUGUAUCAGUUUGCUUACUGCUACCCAUACACUUAUACUCGGCUUCAGCAUUACCUUGAUAAUUUACAGAAGAGGAACAUGGAUUACUUCUUCAGAGAGCUUCUAGGACUCAGUGUGCAACAACGGCAACUUGACCUCUUGACUAUAACCAACCCUGUAAACCUUCGCCCUGGAGCAGAGGAGAAAGUGGUGUUUAUUACAGCUCGUGUCCAUCCAGGGGAAACACCAUCAUCUUUUGUGUGUCAAGGUAUAAUUGAUUUUCUUGUGAGUCCACAUCCAAUUGCCAAAGUCCUGCGAGAUCAUUUGGUUUUCAAGAUAGCACCUAUGCUUAAUCCAGAUGGAGUUUAUCUUGGCAAUUACAGGUGCUCUCUCAUGGGUUUUGAUUUAAAUCGGCACUGGGUUGAUCCAUCUCCUUGGGCUCAUCCCACUCUACAUGGAGUCAAGCAGCUAAUUGUUCAGAUGUACAACAAUCCGAAAAUUACCCUGGAAUUCUAUAUUGACAUCCAUGCUCACUCCACAAUGAUGAAUGGCUUUAUGUAUGGGAACAUUUUUGAAGACGAAGAAAGAUUUCAGAGACAGGCUAUUUUCCCCAAGCUACUCUGCCAGAAUGCUGAAGACUUCUCCUUUUCUAGCACCUCCUUCAAUAGAGAUGCUGUUAAGGCAGGGACUGGACGUCGGUUUCUUGGUGGGUUACUGGAUGACACCUCUUACUGCUACACACUGGAAGUCUCUUUCUACAGCUACAUAGUUGGAGGAACGACUUCUGCAGUCCCAUAUACAGAGGAAGCAUAUAUGAAACUCGGAAGAAAUGUGGCCAGGACUUUUUUGGAUUACUACAGACUGAACACCAUUUCAGAGAGACCUUUGGCACCAAUAACAACCACAUGGAGGGAAAAAGCAUCCUCCUAUAGAUGUGCCUAUCAUCGGGGUGCAGGGAAUAACCAAGCUGUCAGCAAGCCAGAGAAGAGAACCCAGGCAAGUCUUAAGGAACACACUCAUUCAUCAUAAAAUACUGAAGAGAGACGGCCUUCAGAGAAGCUGGGAUAACCAAGCUGGAUAAGCACUUUCAGAGUUUAAAAUUGAUUAUAUUCCUCUUCCCAGACAAGUAUUUUUAUGAGACAGAGGAAAAAAUGUUUUACUUACAAACAUUGCUGUUGAUUUUGUUAGUGCUCAAUUAAUCACAAGUCUUUCCCCUUCAAAAGCAAACCAAUGGAUCUAGAAAGCUAGUUCUUUUCUGCCACAUUAAACACGUUAGUUUAAAAAGCAAGGGAAAACCAGUCCUUGCCCUAUGACUUCUUGCAGCACUGAGAAAAGCAGGGGAAGCGCUCCAUGUUGUUGCAUGAUUUCUAUAUUUAUUGGUCAAAUAACCAAUAAAUAUAAAUAAUAAAUAAAUAAAUAACAAAGCACCAUUUGCAAGUGAUGUAUGUUUCCAUAAUUAAUUUGCAUGGAUUCAGGUCACGGUAGUGUUCCCAGGGACACUUUGAUAUGCCAUCUUUCAUAGUCAGGGAUAAUUUCCUGUGUUUAUUUUCCAAUGAUUCUUUUGUUACAUGGCUGCAUUAUAGCAUGUAUAUAAAUUAUAAUGAAUUAUAGCAUGUAUAAAUUAUAAUGAAUUAUAGCAUGUAUAUAAAAAUUAUUCAUACUUUAUUAUUAGACUUGAUGACAAAGCCAAGACCAGUUAGACAUAUUCAGCAUCACAAAGACACAUGCCUUUGGUUAGUUUCUUCCUGCUUCCUUAAGGCACUAAAAAGUAACACCACAACCAUUUUAAGUGAAGGAAAACUAUGGCCCUGUCUAUCUGGACAGUGGCCUUUUCAUAUUUACAGGCUGCUAACUAGACGUUUUGGUCCCAGUUCCACUGCAUUCACAUAGCUCUCUCAGAACAUUUGCAGUCACAUCAGUCGGCUAUUUGAUAGGACUACAUCCACUCCCUUUCCUAAACAACUAUUUGCACAGUGUUCAGUUUUCAGUAGUUGAGGGUUAUACAUGCACAGUUCAGGCAAAUGAAUUAUGGAAGGAACCAGUGUCCCCUGUAACAGAGAUUUCCAGAUAUUGUGGACUACAACUUCCAUAAGCCCCAGCCAAAGGUGAGGCCACUACAGCUGAGGAUGCUUGGAGUUGUAGUCAACAACAUCGGGGAAUCUCUGGUACAGGGAACACUGGAAGGAACCAUGUGAAGAGAGUUGGUUGUGCACUCUGCCUUAUCCAGUUAUGGAUGUGCACAGAAGCCUGUUUUCAAUUGGACUGGAGUAGUUGGGUAAAAAGAGAAGAAGCUGAAGACUAGGAAGGAAGCAAGAAAUACUAUGAUUCCAGGAAAUAAGCAAAUUGAUAAAGCCACUUGCAUAUUAUUUGAAAGUUGAGGAUUCAAUUGUAUGCAUUGUUAAGGAGGGGAAAGUCCAAUAAUACAUGCACUGAAUGCCAACACACUUAAGCAUCAUACUUCUGGCUCCUUGAGUCUAUAAGUAGAGUAAUUAUUAGCACUGACAGCUUGAUAAUUAAAGUGACAUAUUUGAGGUAUGGAUUAGAGAAGGCAAGUUGGCAUUAAACAAUAUGUCAUGUGAAUUGAACUACUAAUAGUUUAUGGCUAGUGUUGAGUUUUCUAAGGUUUCUGUUGAAGACUUCCAAAGUUAUUUUAUGGAGCAGAGUGGGGGUGGGUCCCAAUUUAACAGGUUGAUUGGAACAAAACACUUGUAAAAUUUGUUGUUGCUUUCUAAAUGAAUUCAUUUUAUGUUACAUAUGAGACCAGGCAAAACCUGGUGGUAUUUUCACAUUCAAUAAAGAGCUAAAUGCAACAGC
Molecule: messenger RNA, 3360 nt
Organism: Hemicordylus capensis (graceful crag lizard)
Lineage: Eukaryota; Metazoa; Chordata; Lepidosauria; Squamata; Cordylidae
Gene: AGBL4
Product: AGBL carboxypeptidase 4
Exons: 13
Coding region: 82-1575 (497 amino acids)
Biological process (GO): proteolysis
Molecular function (GO): metallocarboxypeptidase activity; zinc ion binding
Source: RefSeq, a predicted model, not a curated record